This is a messenger RNA of Daucus carota subsp. sativus, 624 nucleotides long. RefSeq names its product probable calcium-binding protein CML46. The coding region runs from base 1 to 624 and encodes 207 amino acids. The record is from RefSeq and is a predicted model, not a curated record. NCBI's taxonomy places the organism in Eukaryota, Viridiplantae, Streptophyta, Magnoliopsida, Apiales, Apiaceae. The transcript has a single exon. Gene Ontology annotation, molecular function: calcium ion binding.
AUGUCUCUUGUCAGCUACCUAGAUCAGUUUCCUAUGGAGAAUUUGUCCUUGUCGCUACAAAACAUUCCAUAUUCUAUCAUUAUCAUCGGAUUGGUUGAAUUUAUCUUCUUUCGGUUCAGUAUCAACUGGGCUGAAAGAGCGUACAAGUACUUCUCCAGAUCAUUUUCUUCCAUCCAAUACCAAACAGCUGCAUUUUUAGAAAAUUUUGGGAAGCAACAAAAUUUCGACAUAUUGAAAAGGAAAGCUUGCACAAGUGAAACAGAGGAUGCCACAAGUCUGUGCACAGAGGAUAUAGAGAUGGUGCUGGGAAGGCUUGGGAUUUUUCGCGAUACUUGUGAGGAUAAAAUGUUUCAGGAGAGGUUUGGUUUGGAUUAUUUUUGUAGCUUGUUUGAAGAGAAUGAGCCUAGCUUGGAUGAGGUUAAGACAGCUUUUGAUGUGUAUGAUUUAAACAGAGAUGGGUAUAUUGAUGCAUUGGAGUUACAAAGAGUUCUCUGUGCUCUGGGUUUAAAUGAGGAAUCAGGAACUGAGGAGUGCAAGCAGAUGAUGAAUGUGUUUGAUGAGAAUAGAGAUGGGAAGAUAGAUUUCAGAGAAUUUGUAAAGUUGAUGGAGAACAGCUUCUGCUGA